Contarinia nasturtii (swede midge) is the source of this 1035-nucleotide messenger RNA. RefSeq lists its product as uncharacterized. Lineage: Eukaryota; Metazoa; Arthropoda; Insecta; Diptera; Cecidomyiidae. The transcript is spliced from 8 exons. The coding region runs from base 62 to 943 and encodes 293 amino acids. The record is from RefSeq and is a predicted model, not a curated record.
AGUUAACAUCCACGACAUUUCAUUUUAUUUUGUUCAGUGAUUGUGCUCAAGUGCUUUAAAUAUGGUAACUGUACAGCUGAUAAAUGCAAUAAAGAUUGCAUCAUUUUUGAUAUUAAUAGAGAGUGUAGCAACAUCAUCACUUCAUAAACGUGAUGUGGACAAAGUUUGCCCUUCAGGCAGUUCCGGGGAAUAUCCCAAAUGUGUCUGUGAUAAUGGUUCCCAAUUCAAUCAGGUGCACAAUAUCUGCCCACCAAUGUCAUUAGAAUCGUUGAGCGGAUCGUGUCCAAGCGAUGCCUCAGGAAUAUUUCCAAAUUGUGCCUGCAAAUUGGGCAAAGUUUAUGAUCACAAGCACUCUAUUUGUUUGGAUAUCGAUCGUUCAAAAUGUCCACAUAGAAGCGUCGGAGAAAUUCCAAAUUGUAAAUGUGAAGAAGGCUAUAAACUCGAUCAUGUCCAUUGGUACUGUCGUGCAUGGUAUUUGAAUGAUACUCAUGGUAGCGAUUAUGAUAUUGGACCAAUUCCACACUGUCCAGUUUUUCAUAUUUGGGAUGGCAAAAAAUGCGAACCAAUCCGUUGUCCAAACAAUCGAGAAUUACUCUAUCCUCACUGCGUUGAUACGCAUUAUGAAAGAUCAUACCCUACGUCGUGUCCAACAGGACAAAAUUACACCAUGGACAAACCGUAUUGUCAUUGUCCCAACGAUCAAGAUUACACCUUCCCAAUUUGUCACGAACGCUGUAUUCAUAACUCGUACUUUGAUUUGAAAACUAAAUCGUGUGUAAAGAGACCAUGCCCAGCUGGAUGGAUUGGCGAUUUUUAUCCACAUUGUAGCGUAUCCAACUUCCAAAAGUGUCCAGACGAGUUUCCAGGAACAUGGCCGAAUUGUAAUAUCUAUGAUGAAGGACCACGUUUGGAAGAGCUAAGAAACAGACAUAAUCGCGUCUAGAGGAAUAUCAAUAAACAUUUAUAUGGAUAUUUAAGAGAAAAAAAAUUGUACAAUGGAAUUACAAUAAAAACAAAACCACACUAUUUUUCUUA